AUGAAUGUUCCAUAUGAAAAAAUGCCAGUAUAUGAAAAUCCAUUAUCAACAGAUGCUGGAAAUGAUGGAUUAAUUCAUGUUCAACAGGCACCACCUAAUAUUCGUCAUUAUUUUGUAUUUUCACUCUUUUCGGCUAUUUGCUUAUGCCCAGCAACAGGUCUAGUUGCAUUGGCUUAUUCAUUAAAAAGUUCGGCUAAAGCUGAUGUUAAAUUUCAUGAUAAAGCUCAACUUUAUUCUCGUCGAGCAUUACUUUGGAAUAUAAUUUCAGUUAUUUUUGCUGUCUUAGUAGUCGUCAUGGUUUUGGUUUUUUGUUAUUGUGUCAAUGAAAUGGUUAAAAGUGAUCGAAAUAGAAUGUAUUCUAAUUUUUAUGCCCCUUCAAAUGGAUAUAAUAAUGAAAUAAAUUAA
Messenger RNA from Adineta steineri, 405 nucleotides. The record is from the annotation of a GenBank genome assembly. NCBI's taxonomy places the organism in Eukaryota, Metazoa, Rotifera, Eurotatoria, Adinetida, Adinetidae.